Molecule: messenger RNA, 4774 nt
Organism: Pseudophryne corroboree (corroboree frog)
Lineage: Eukaryota; Metazoa; Chordata; Amphibia; Anura; Myobatrachidae
Product: E3 ubiquitin/ISG15 ligase TRIM25-like
Exons: 5
Coding region: 967-2595 (542 amino acids)
Molecular function (GO): zinc ion binding; protein binding
Source: RefSeq, a predicted model, not a curated record
CACAAGGAGCAGUCACCGCAUGAGCAUCGCAACCAAUGGCAGGCUGCCUUCGGGGGGCAGGAUGACAGUUGCCCCCCCCCGGUCCAGUACUAAAGAAGCAGUUUAGGGCCCAGACACACAGCAGCGUGGUCACAGGGGGCGGGGUUUCGGUCGGGGGCGGAGCCAUCCGGAUCACAGUAUGCUAAUGCCACUACAGGUGCUGCUGGCAUUAAGGCUGUACAGAGGGUUGGUUCUAUAUCGGAGGGGCUGUACAGAGGCUGCAGCUGUGACUGGAUGGUGUAGACUGAGUGUGUGGUGAUUAUAGCAUGCUGUAGCCUCUCACUGCUGUCACUCUGCUGCAGCUGCUGUUCUCCAGGAUUAGCUGGACAGCUAAUUCUGUAGCUAACCACUCCCCUGGGACCAGCCACCAAUGCUCCGAGCUCCUUUUCAGGCUGGUCCCUCCCCUAUUCUGUCUCCCAUCCUCCAGUCUCCUCCCUAUUCUGGGCCAGCCCAGUGCCUCCUGAGUCAUGACUUCUUUUCCCUCCACUGCUUCUAUAAAGUGCAGAAACCAGCCCGGGAAUGGUCAGUACACCGUCAGUUGAAACACCGACGCCGGAAUCCUGACACUGCUUAGAACGCUGGGGCCGGCAUCCCAACUGGGAUCACAAUUCCGGCACCAACAUCUCGACAGCCAGGAUCCCCAAUGACUGACUGCCAGACAGCCAUAAAGCCCGGGAAUGGUCAGUACACCGUCAGUUGAAACACCGACGCCGGAAUCCUGACACUGCUUAGAACGCUGGGGCCGGCAUCCCAACUGGGAUCACAAUUCCGGCACCAACAUCUCGACAGCCAGGAUCCCCAAUGACUGACUGCCAGACAGCCAUAAAGUACUAUAGCUUUCACCUACCACAGCAGGACACACCUGACAGGCGCCGUUCUGUUGCCACCUGGAAUCUCCCUGAGACUAGUUUUCCAAAGUAGGCAACGAUGGCGUCUGCUGAUCUGAGGCAGGAGCUGGACUGUUCCAUCUGCCUGAGCAUUUAUACAGAUCCUGUAACCCUGAGAUGUGGCCACAACUUCUGCCGGGUCUGUAUUGAUCGUGUGCUGGAUACACAGGAGGGGUGUGGAGUUUAUACCUGUCCUGAAUGCAGAGCAGAGUGUCUGGAGCGUCCUGCACUGCAGAGGAACAUAAUGCUGUGUAACAUAGUGGGGAGGUUCCUGUCUACUCGGCCAGAUCAGGAGGAGACUGGGAUCUUCUGCACUCACUGUAUUCACUCUCCUGUACCUGCUGCUAAAUCCUGUCUGCAUUGUGAGGCUCAUCUGUGUGAUAAUCACCUGAGAGUACACAGCAAGUCACCAGAGCACGUCUUAUGUGAUCCCACCACUGCCCUGGGGAACAGGAAAUGCUCCGUCCAUAAGAAGGUCCUGGAGUAUUACUGCCCUGAGGAUGGUGUAUGUAUCUGUGUGUACUGUUCAGCUGGAGAACAUCGGGGACACCAUGUGGAGAUCCUGGAUGAGGCCUUCGAGAAGAAGAAAGAGAAGCUGAGAACUGUUCUGCAGAAACUGACCAUAAAGAGAGCGGAGACUGAGAAGAGAGUGCAGAGUCUGCAGGAGCGCAGGAGAGAAGAUCUGGUAAAAGCAGCUGGUAUAACAGAGAGAGUCACUGCUCUGUUUAUAGACAUCAAGAGACAGCUGGAUGACCUGGAGAAGAGAGUUCUGAGUGAGAUCUCCAGGCAGGAACAGCGCGUUUCACUCUCUGUCUCAGCUCUGAUCCAGCAGCUGGAAAUAAAGAAGGACGAGCUGUCCGGGAAGAUGCGUCACAUUGAGGAGCUGUGUAACAUAUCUGAUCCAGUGACUGUCCUACAGGAACCAGACACAGGUGACGUGUGUGGUACUGAGGACACAGAGAGACGUGAUACCCAGGUCCGUGGUGCAGGAGAUCUGGAUGUGGGUCUCAUCUCAGGGAAAUUACAUAUAUUAUUUGAUAUAAUAGCAGGGAUAAAUAGAGGGAUCUAUGUGCCGGAACCUACAGAUCUAUUACUGGAUGUAGCCACAGCUGGUGAUUAUAUACAGAUAUCAGGUGACAGGAAAACUGCAUCCAGGUCAGAUAUAAACCAGAAUCGCCCAGUAACACCAGAGAGAUUUCAGUGUGAUCAGGUAAUAAGCACCAGGAGAUUCUCCUCAGGGCGACAUUGCUGGGAGGUGGAUGUCAGUAAGUCAGCGAGGUGGAGGGUGGGGAUGUGUUACCCCAGUAUAGACAGGAGAGGAAAGCAGUCAACCAUUGGCUGUAAUAACAAGUCCUGGUGUCUGCGUAGGAGUAAUAUGAUGUUGUUUAAGCAGUAUAGUCCGUACUCAGUGCUACAUGACAAGAAAGAGAUCCAGUUAGAUAACAAGAUCCGCUGUGAUAGAGUGAGGGUAUAUCUGGAUUUUGAGGCAGGACAGCUGUCCUUUUAUGCUCUGUGUGACCCCAUCAUACACUUACAUACCUACACUGCCACCUUCACUGAGCCCCUCCAUGCUGCAUUAUGGGUAGGGAACGGGUGUAGUAUAACUAUAUCGGGGGGAGUCAGGACGGAGCUGGGAGAGAUGAUAAGAAAUCUGCCCAGAGACUGGUGACAUCACAGGGGGAGGGGAUCUGACUGAUGAAACACUUAGCCAAUAGAGUGAUGGUGAUUUAUGUCUGUCUCACUAAUGCUGGGUGCUAGUCAUGGGCAGACAGAUACAGUGAGGUGAGUUGAGACACAUAACUCAGUGGAGUGUCUGGAGACAGUGUCUCAGUACAUGACUCUGUGUAAUGCAAUGCAGACUGUGCACAUGCAGUGAGAGCAGAGAUGGGUGGCAGUGCUGGAACUCGUGGAGGGAGUGACUCAGACAAUCUUUCGGUCGACCACUGAAGGUCGACAGUGAGUAGGUUGACACUGACUGAAGGUCGACACAUGAGGUCGAUGUGGUCAUUAGGUCGACAUGGGCGAGGUUGACACACAAAAGGUUGACACCGUUUUUGGGGGGUUUUAAGGACCUUUUCAUACCACCUCUAUCCAAGUGGGCAUAAGGUUGGUUAUAAACCUUGUGGCGAGCGUUGCGAGCCACCGUGCCCAAAGCAUGUCGAUCGAACGCGUUUCAACUGUUGAAGGGUCCAGAUGGAAAUUCGGGUCAAGGAAACCCCCCCCCCCCCCCCCAAAAAAAAAAAAAAACUGUCGACCUAAUGACCAUGUCGACCUUGCAUACCUGUUGACCUUCAGUCAGUGUCGACCUAUACAGGGCUACCCAAUGAUUCGCACCCGACACAGACAUCAGGGACUGCGUUAUCUAUUCAGCUGCACUGGAUGACGCAAGGAAUCUGAUCCAUCUCCACUGAGUCUGUAUCAGUGUCACAGGCAGUCAGUGCUCAGUGACUCAGACCUCUGGUAAUGUGUCUGCUAUUCAGCUGCACUGGAUGAAUCAUUGAUGAAUCUAAUGAGUCUCCACUGUCACGAAAUUACCCCAUUUAUUUUACUGAAAUAUAAUAAAGGUUACAUUUUAAAAUAUUGUAAUCAUGUGAAAUGAAAUACUUACUCUAUCUAAAAGAGUGCUCCAAACAGCAAUCUAUUGUCUCUGUUGGUCUUUCCCAACAAAACAUUUAUAAGCAUAUUUCAUACUGCUUAGAUGUGUCGCUGUUAUAUUCCUAUGGCAAGGACCCCCCCAUUACCCUACACCCACCCUGAUGUGUCACUUACCAGCCACACAAUACCCCGGCUACCACAUAUCAUCAUGGCCGCCAUGUGACAACUCCCAGCAUCCUGGUGGGAAAUCCCCUCUGACCCCAUCAAUAGAGUGCGACACAUCAUGAGGUGUAACCUAUCACAGUCAGCGUAUGUUCCCUCCUUACCCUGUGUUGUGUCAUUCUGGUUGUGCGACGGGUAUUGUGCUGCUGUGUGUUACUGCUGUAUUGUGUACUACAUACAACGAAGCAUCAAUAAAUGUCUCAUUCUCUCUUUAUAUUCAUUUCUCAGUGUCCUGGGAGGUACAGAAAUGUGUGAGUGUGUGGCGGGGUGUAACAUGUGCAGACAGUCACAUUAUAUAACACACAAUGACACACCAUCAUACAUCAGCCAUGUAACUAUGCAUCUAGUACAGUAAGCAGUGUGUGGCACCUCCUAUAUAUACAGGUCUCCUCUAUAUGUCUCUCUCUCAUAUCUGUGUAUAGUAGCAGACUAGCUGGGCCAUUUGGUUCUUAUUUGGCGUUCUCAGGGAUGUGUAUACAGCAUGUGACAUGAGCACGAUGGUGACAUCCGGCUACAUGCGGCUGGGCCUACGUACCACUCUAUCAGACCCUAUAGUAGAACGUGGGGACAAUAAUAAUCAGAAGCGUUCCUACACCAGACACCUCCAUUACUGACGUUUGGGAGACACCAGUUUGCUUUUCUGACACAACACAAUUUCCGCUGGAUUGUGGUAGAACGAUCAAUUCAUUUAGAAUCAAAGACUUUGUUUUUUGGAAACAUUUUAAUAGUUAUUGAAUGUUCUACAUCUUACAGUAAAUAUACAGUUACAAACUCUUGGCUUAAAUGUUUCAGGGAGAUCUUUAAAAUAAAAAUAGAAACAGAUUUUACAUUUCAUAUUCACAAGCGAGAGCUGUGGGGCUUUCACAGAUUCUAUGCAGCCAGGAGCUUGAAGUUACUGCUUGGAAGACUUUCUACCUUUGCUUAUUUUGUAUUAUUAUUUUUUUCUUUUUAUAUCCCACCAUUAUUACCCAAUAAAGCUGAUAAAUCAAGAAGUCCAAGCUGUAGUUUUUAAAUUUAAUGACCACUGCUAA